UUUGUGGGAGAAAACUGCAAAUUAAAGCACCUGGUGUGCCCAGGAGUGGGGGAUCUCUGUGUCCAGGGUCACCUUUCCCUCCCAGCUGGGGUUUGGGAGGCAGGGAGGAGGCAGGUGAGGCGGGUGCCACAGGCAGGGGAGGAGCACAGAUCACCUGGGAGCAGGUGCAGCACCAGGAUCACCAGGGCAGUCAGAAGAGGUUGACAGGAUGGCAAAUUUUAAGGGUCAUGCGCUUCCAGGCAGCUUCUUCCUGCUCUUUGGACUCUGGUGGUCUGUGAAAUACCCACUGCAGUAUCUCAGCCAGAAGGUAAAUAAAAAAUCCCACAGGGCUUACUGUUUCCAGCGUGUGGAUGCCAUUGAAGGGGGAAUCAAAAUCUUCUUUUCUCUAACAGGGAUGCUGGCGGAGCAGUUUGUCCCCGAUGGUCCCCACUUGUACCUGUACAGCGGGGAGAAGCACGACUGGGUGAAGCUGAUGAACUGGCAGCACACCACCAUGUACCUCUUCUACGGCCUCUCCGGGGUGGUAGAUGUCUUCACCUUCAUCUCCCAGGUGGUGCCGCAGGGUCUGGAUCGCCUUAUGUUGGCCAUGGCUGUGUUCGUUGAAGGUUGUCUCUUCUAUUACCACGUCCUUCAUCGCCCCAUGUUGGAUCAGCACAUCCACUCCCUGCUGCUCAUCACCAUCUUCGCUGGGGCUGGAAGCAUCCUGCUGGAGGUUUUCCUGCGUGACAACAUUGUCCUGGAGAUGUUCCGAGCCCACAUCACCAUUGUCCAGGGAACGUGGUUCUGGCAGAUCGGUGUUGUGCUGUUCCAGCCAUGGGGAGGUCCUGUGUGGGAUGAGAAUGACCACAGCAACAUCAUGUUCCUCACGAUGUGCUUCUUCUGGCACUGGGCAGCUGCUGUGGCCGUCCUGGCUGUGAACUACAGCCUCACUUACUGCUGUCUCCAGAGGCUCCGGAGAGGCAGUGGAGAGCCCUACAUCAGCCUGGGGGUCCGGCAGCACAAGUGUGACAGCAGCUCCCAGGCUGCCUUCUUGAAUGGCUCCGAUGAAGAGUGA
Messenger RNA from Agelaius phoeniceus (red-winged blackbird), 1054 nucleotides. RefSeq names its product transmembrane protein 45B (gene TMEM45B). The record is from RefSeq and is a predicted model, not a curated record. NCBI's taxonomy places the organism in Eukaryota, Metazoa, Chordata, Aves, Passeriformes, Icteridae.